Molecule: messenger RNA, 3822 nt
Organism: Nymphalis io (European peacock)
Lineage: Eukaryota; Metazoa; Arthropoda; Insecta; Lepidoptera; Nymphalidae
Gene: dre4
Product: FACT complex subunit spt16
Exons: 18
Coding region: 134-3580 (1148 amino acids)
Biological process (GO): transcription elongation by RNA polymerase II; positive regulation of transcription elongation by RNA polymerase II
Cellular component (GO): FACT complex
Molecular function (GO): nucleosome binding
Source: RefSeq, a predicted model, not a curated record
AACGCCCGCCAUUCUUGUUUGCUGUCAAAAUUUGUAAUAUUGUAAUGUAGAGAAAACGUUCAUAUUUAUUUCAUUUCUGAGGAGUCGUUACAUGGUAUCUUACUAGUAGUUAGGGUACAAAACAAUUUUCACGAUGUCUAAUAUAUCUCUUGAUAAGGAAACAUUUUAUAGACGUAUGAAAAGACUAUACGCGGCGUGGAAGGCUGCUGCUGCGGAUUCUAAAAGUGACGAUGUGCUUGCUAAAGUUGAUUGCUUAGUCUCUUGCGUUGGAGUUGACGAGGAUACACUAUACAGCAAAUCCACCGCGUUACAGACUUGGCUAUUUGGAUAUGAGCUACCUGAUACGAUCACCGUCCUUACAGAACAGAGCAUGUGUUUUUUGGCAAGUAAAAAGAAAAUAGAGUUUUUAAGACAAAUUGAAAAUGGCAAAGAAGAAACAGAUCUACCUCCUGUUAAACUUCUUAUAAGAGACAGAAACGAUCAUGACAAAGAAAAUUUCAGUAAGCUCGUACAAGAGAUUAAAAAAUCCAAAUCGGGAAAGACACUUGGAGUGUUUGCUAAAGACAGCUAUCCUGGUGAGUUUUGUGAAAGCUGGAAGACUGCUAUGAAAGCAGAGAAGUUUGAAAGUAUAGACAUCAGCUCCUCAGUAGCAUUACUAAUGGCACCUAAGGAGGAUUCUGAAGUUAUCACAAUAAAGAAGGCCUGCUUAGUCACAGUUGAUGUGUUCACAAAGUAUUUAAAAGAUCAAAUUAUGGAAAUCAUUGAUUCAGAUAAGAAAGUAAAACAUUCGAAAUUAGCUGAAGGUGUCGAAGCUGCCAUAUCAGAUAAGAAAUAUGUCACGGGAGUGGAUACAAGUCAAGUUGAUAUGUGCUAUCCACCUAUCAUUCAAUCGGGAGGGAACUACAGUCUCAAAUUCAGUGCUGUAUCUGAUAAAAACCAUCUUCAUUUUGGUGCCAUUGUUUGUUCAUUGGGUGCAAGAUAUAAGUCAUAUUGUUCUAAUAUUGUACGUACUUUGUUAGUCAAUCCGACUGAUCAUGUACAAAGCAAUUACAAUUUUCUCUUAAACAUAGAGGAGGAAGUUAUGAAACAUCUUGUGGCUGGUGCCAAGCUGUCUUCAGUUUAUGAAGCUGGUUUAGCAUUAGCUAAGAAAGAGAAACCAGAACUUGUUGAUAACCUUACAAAAACAUUUGGUUUUGCAAUGGGUAUAGAGUUUCGUGAGAGCUCAAUUGUGAUUGGUCCAAAAACAUCAAUUGUAGCAAGAAAAGGCAUGGUAUUUAAUAUAAAUAUUGGUUUAGCCAACUUGAGUAACAGUGCUGCAACAGAAAAAGAAGGAAAGACAUAUGCAUUAUUCGUUGGGGACACUGUACUGGUAAAUGAGGAACAGCCAGCAUCACUUCUUACACUGUCUAAGAAAAAAAUUAAGAACAUUGGUAUCUUCCUUAAAGAUGAUGAUGAAGAAGAGGAAGAAGAAAAGGAAAACAAAACAGAAAUAUUGGAAAAUGGAGGCCGAGGCAAAAGAACUGCUGUGAUGGAAUCCAAGCUUCGAACUGAACAUUCUUCGGAAGAAAAACGCAAAGAACAUCAGAGAGAACUUGCGAUAGCUCUCAACGAGAAGGCAAAAGAGAGGUUAGCGAAACAGUCCAGCGGUAAAGACAGUGAAAAGAUACGGAAGAGCACAGUUUCGUACAAAACCGUCAGUCAAAUGCCUAGAGAAAAUGAAGUUAAAGAGCUGAAAUUAUAUGUCGAUCGUAAAUACGAAACUGUAAUUCUGCCUAUCUUCGGCGUCCCAGUACCAUUCCAUAUAUCUACAAUUAAGAAUAUAUCACAGUCGGUGGAGGGCGAUUACACAUACCUCAGGAUAAACUUCUUCCACCCUGGAGCCACUAUGGGCAGGAACGAGGGCGGGAACUACGCACAGCCUGAUGCUACCUUUGUUAAAGAAGUUACAUAUCGAAGUACAAACACAAAGGAACCAGGUGAAAUAUCACCACCAUCAUCCAAUCUAAACACUGGAUUCAGACUUAUAAAAGAAGUACAGAAAAAAUUUAAAACUCGAGAAGCCGAAGAGAGGGAAAAGGAGGAUCUUGUUAAACAGGACACAUUAGUGCUUUCGCAGAGUAAAGGAAAUCCAAAACUUAAAGAUUUGUACAUAAGACCUAAUAUAGUCACAAAGCGAAUGAGCGGGUCUCUAGAAGCACAUUCAAAUGGUUUUAGAUUUACAUCAGUAAGAGGAGACAAAGUGGACAUUUUGUACAAUAAUAUAAAGAAUGCAUUCUUUCAACCGUGUGAUGGUGAAAUGAUAAUUUUAUUACACUUCCAUUUGAAACAUGCUAUAAUGUUCGGCAAGAAGAAACAUGUGGACGUUCAGUUCUACACCGAGGUGGGAGAGAUCACGACAGACCUCGGCAAGCACCAGCACAUGCACGACCGGGACGACCUCGCGGCGGAGCAGAGCGAGCGGGAGCUGCGCCACAAACUCAAGGUCGCCUUCAAGAGCUUCUGCGAGCGCGUCGAGAACAUGACCAAGCAGGAGGUCGAGUUCGACACGCCAUUCAGGGAGCUGGGCUUCCCCGGUGCCCCGUUCCGAAGCACAGUGCUGCUACAGCCCACGUCGGGCGCGCUCGUCAACCUUACCGAGUGGCCGCCAUUCGUCAUCGCGCUGGAGGAUGUCGAGCUCGUACAUUUCGAGCGCGUUCAGUUCCAUCUCAAGAACUUCGAUAUGGUGUUCGUUUUUAAAGACUACGCCAAGAAGGUGGCCAUGGUAAACGCUGUCCCUAUGAACAUGCUCGACCAUGUCAAGGAAUGGCUCAACUCUUGUGACAUCCGUUACUCGGAAGGUAUUCAGUCUUUGAACUGGACGAAAGUCAUGAAGACCAUAACAGACGACAUUGAGGGUUUCUUUGAUAAUGGAGGCUGGUCCUUCUUAGACCCGGAAUCGGACGCCGAGAAUGAGCAGCAGGAGGAAGACUCUGAAGAAGAAGAUGAUGCGUACGAACCCACUGACGCAGAAACAGAGGAAGAAUCAGAGGAUGACUCUGAAUAUGACUCAGAAGCAUCUGAUGUGUCAGAUGGUUCGGGCGAUAGUGAAGGAGAAGAAGAUGAAGAAUCUGGCAAAGAUUGGUCGGAUUUGGAACGCGAAGCCGCCGAAGAAGAUAAAAAGGAACGCACGUUCGACCGAGAAGACUUCGACCGCAAGCGUAAGGGCGGCCGCGAUCGACGACCCUACGAAGAAGAGGGCAAGAAAAGUAAACACGAUAAGAGCUCAAACCACAAGAGUUCGAGUUCACAUCAUAAGAGUUCGAGUUCGAAUCAUAAGAGUUCCAGUUCAAAUCACAAGAGUUCAAGUCAUAAGAGUCCUUCCAAACAUAGCAAUAGCAGUCCAUCAAAGAACCGCGAUAAACACCAUAAAUCUUCACAUCAUGAUCGUGAUAAGUCACAUCACGGUCGCGACCGGGAUAAGUCGCACAGCAAGUCAAACGGCGACCACAAGAAGCACAGCUCCAGCGACCACAAGUCUCAGAAGCGGUCACGCGACGACAGCCGGGAUCACGACCGCAAUCCCAAGAAAGCGAAGAAAUAAAACAUUGAAGAAGGAUUAUGUUAUUCAAUUUGUGAUGAUCCGAAGGUGUUGCAGCCGACAGUGGGCUUAUGUUAGUGUUACAUUUCAUUUUAUUUGUUAAUUGUGUUUACACGCACUCCGUCUUUUUCAUGUUAAAUCAAGUCUGAAUGUUAUUUGAAUGUAUGUAGAUUACCUCUAAUUCCAACAGUGAUUUUUAAUUUAAAUGAUACCAACAAAAACAAAAUAAAUAUAAGGAUUUAUUA